AACCAAUAGUGAGCCUUCGUUUUGCCACGUAAGACCGUCUUUGAAGUUACAAUCGGGCCAGACUUAUGUGGGCUGAUAUAAAAUCGAAUUGGCCCAUUUUAAAUAUAUAUGAUUUAAUGUCUGGUUUGGUUAUCACGUGGAGAUGAUGAAGACGAGACGUUUGGUUUUGUUUUUCUUCUCAUUUACAUAAAGUCUCUGAUAUUUUUGAUUCCGUCUCUUUCCUCUCCUUCUCUAUAUCGGGAACAAGAUCGAGAUUGAAAAAAAAAAAUUGUGAGACAUGGUUGAGAUCAGUCGUAGCUCUUCAUCUUCCAAGAGUUUCUCUUCUUCUUCUUCAUCCCGUGCACCGUCUUCUCAUCUCCACGCCCUACCAAGCGGUCUAAGGUCAAGAUCCAUGCUGCUAUUUAAUCUCGACGGCGGAACCGGCGGUGUCUUCGACGGCGGAACCGGCGGGGUCUUCGACGGCGGAACCGGCGGGGUCUUCGUCGACAAGCGAGGUUCCGGUUUCAGGUCCUGGAUUCGGAAUCUGGAGAGUCGGAGCUUGGAUCCUCUGAUCCGUAAGCUAUGGAUGCAGAGAAGCCUGUUUUAACCGAUGUGCCUGUGAUGGAGACCUCUCUUGAAGCCGACACAAACCCUGAAGCCGAUGUGGUGGUGACACCUACAAUAGCAGGUGAAGUGGUGACGGAUGGUGAGAAGUCAAAGGCAGGGAAGAAGCUAGCUAAGGCUCCACGGGCGAAGCUACUUUCUCAGUAUUCUCAGAACCCACACCAUAUCAUGAGGGGCCAUGUAUUCACUGUUGGGCGCCGAGGAUGUGAUUUAUCUAUCAAACACCAAUAUAUGCCCAUCACCCUGUGCAAAAUCAAGCAGUCUGAUCAGGAGUUCAGUCGGUUAUAACUCUGGAGAUAGAUAUGUCUCACCACCUUCUCUUCUCUGUUAAACAAAACGAUAUAUGAUAAGCAUUGUCUGAAACAUUUAACCACCCAAUACUGUACUUAUUACAGGUUUAGAAGAAGACGAUGAGAUUCAUGAAGAAAUCCGUACCUUUGUCACAACCAACCACCAAGGUCAGCAAUUCAUAACAAACCAACACCACAAAAGCAAUGGAGUAGUGAAUCAACCAACACCACCAAACUUUGGAGACGAAGAGCAGAGCCGCAAACGCUAUGUAAGUGAUAGUUGGAAGUCUUGCAAACGGUCGUUCUCACUUAGAUUUUGUACCCCACAUUACAAGCUCUGUGCAAUAACUAUUUCCCUAUAUUUCAUCUUUAUACUUUUUUAAUGUACUGAAAACUAUCUCUCCCAUUACCUACGGAUGUCCUCUUCUUUAAAAAAAUGUGCUUAUAUUUUAACUUACCAGCUACUUAAGAAA
Brassica napus (rape) is the source of this 1366-nucleotide messenger RNA. RefSeq lists its product as uncharacterized. The transcript is spliced from 5 exons. NCBI's taxonomy places the organism in Eukaryota, Viridiplantae, Streptophyta, Magnoliopsida, Brassicales, Brassicaceae. The record is from RefSeq and is a predicted model, not a curated record. The coding region runs from base 562 to 891 and encodes 109 amino acids.